AUGAAAUUCAUUUUAGUCUCCUCUUCAUUCUGUGCUAUUUCUCUCUUGGUAUCUGUGCUACUCUUAGCAACAUCAAGGAUAACAGACAUGGGUUCAUCACCACAAGAUGUGUCUGAUUUGACCACUCUUGAUCAUCUUGUGUUUGGAAUUGCUUCUAGUGGGACUUCAUGGCCUAAGAGGAAGGAAUAUGCAAAGCUAUGGUGGAAUUGGAAAUCCAAUAAAAGAAUGAAAGGAUGUGUAUUUGUGGAUAGUCUCCCAACCCCAGUUGAAAAAAAUGCUAAAAAUGAUGAUUCUCUUCCUCCUUUAUGUGUCUCUGAAGAUACUUCAGAGUUUCUCUACACUUACCGACCCGGUGGUCUAAGAUCAGCAAUCCGUGUGGCACGUGUUGUGAAAGAGACUGUGGCAUUGAAUCAUUCAAAUGUUAGAUGGUAUGUGUUUGGGGAUGAUGACACAAUUUUCUUCCCUGAGAAUCUGGUGAAAACUCUUUCCAAGUAUGAUCAUAGGCUUUGGUACUAUGUUGGCGAACACACUGAGAUUUAUGAGGGAUCACAGGUUUUUGGUUUUGGAAUGGCUUUUGGUGGAGGUGGUUUUGCUAUCAGUUCCUCUCUAGCAAAAGUCCUGGCCAAGGUUUUUGAUUCAUGUAUACAAAGGUAUCCACAUUUGUAUGGAAGUGAUGCCAGGGUGUACUCUUGCAUAACGGAGCUUGGUGUAGGAUUAACACAUGAACCUGGUUUUCAUCAGGUUGAUUUGCGGGGAAAUAUCUUUGGCCUAUUGGCUGCACAUCCAUUAACUCCUUUGUUGUCCCUACAUCACCCUGCUCACACUGAUCCUAUCUUUCCUAACAUGACAACUACAAAUUCUCUGCAACAUUUAUUUGAAGCGGUAAAUGUUGAUUCUCAAAGGGUCCUACAGCAAACAGUUUGCUAUGAAAGACGGUUUUCAUGGACAAUUUCAGUGUCAUGGGGCUAUGCUGUUCAAGUAUUCCAGAACAAUAUGGUUUUGCCAAAUGUUUUGAGAGUGCAAGAAACAUUCAAGCAAUGGAAGGAGGGAAAUGUUUCGGCAGGAUUAUAUACUUUCAACACAAGAAAACUUCACCCUGAUCCAUGUAAAAGACCCACCAUUUUCUAUCUUGGCAACAUAUCUUCUGGUAAAGAUGGCAUCAUAAGCAGCUAUGUGAAAUCUUUUCAGAAUUGCUCAGAUGACAAGGCAUCAACGAAGAAACUGGAAGUGAUCAAAGUGGUCACAAGUAAGUUAGACCUUGACAGCAAACAGAGUCCAAGAAGGCAUUGUUGUGAUGUGUUGCCUUCUACCUCUAGUAACCUAAUGGAAAUUGCAAUCAGAGAGUGCAAAGAUGAAGAAUUGAUUUACAUGCACUGA
Gastrolobium bilobum is the source of this 1377-nucleotide messenger RNA. RefSeq lists its product as uncharacterized. Gene Ontology annotation, molecular function: acetylglucosaminyltransferase activity. The transcript has 3 exons. Lineage: Eukaryota; Viridiplantae; Streptophyta; Magnoliopsida; Fabales; Fabaceae. The record is from RefSeq and is a predicted model, not a curated record. Bases 1 to 1377 code for a protein of 458 amino acids.